AUGUUCCAUGUCGCGCUUCUUUUGCAAGGGGACACUGCACUGUCGUUCAAAAGACGCUACAACGUUCGACGAUCUCGGUCGCAUUCUUCGCUCCCGUCUCUGGAAUCAGGUUUGCCGCUUCAGCUUCGGGCUGGUUUCGGAUGGCGGUCGAGAGAAUUCUCAAAGAUGAAGCGAGCGAGGAGAAAGGGGAACGCGCCAGAAUGGCCUCCUUCGUUGGAGCCAUGGCUAUAGCGGACCUGGUGAAAACCACGUUGGGGCCGAAGGGAAUGGAUAAAAUUCUGCAAUCAACUGGUAGAGGGCACCAAGUUACUGUCACUAAUGAUGGUGCGACGAUCCUAAAAUCUCUUCACAUAGACAAUCCAGCUGCUAAAGUAUUAGUCGAUAUCUCCAAAGUGCAAGAUGAUGAAGUGGGUGAUGGGACAACUUCAGUCGUUGUUCUGGCUGGGGAACUUUUGAGGGAGGCAGAAAAACUGGUUGCAGCCAAGAUCCAUCCCAUGACAAUAAUAUCUGGCUUUCGGAUGGCGGCUGAAUGUGCUCGUAGUGCUUUGUUGCAAAAGGUGAUGGAUAAUAAAGAGGAUGCAGAGAAAUUUACGUCAGACUUGAUGAAAAUUGCAAUGACUACUUUGAGUUCCAAAAUUCUGUCACAAGACAAGGAACAUUUUGCUAAGUUGGCUGUGGAUGCCGUUAUGAGGUUAAAGGGUAGUACCAACCUCGAAGCUAUACAGAUAAUCAAGAAACCAGGAGGAUCUUUAAAGGAUUCUUUUCUGGAUGAAGGAUUUAUCCUCGACAAGAAAAUAGGUAUUGGACAACCAAAGCGCAUAGAGAAUGCUAAGAUUUUGGUGGCAAAUACUGCAAUGGACACUGAUAAAGUAAAGAUCUACGGGGCUCGUGUUCGUGUCGAUUCUAUGUCUAGGGUUGCUGAGAUUGAGGGGGCUGAGAAAGAGAAGAUGAGGGAAAAGGUGCAGAAGAUCAUAGCACAUGGGAUUAACUGCUUUGUCAACAGACAGUUGAUAUACAAUUUUCCAGAGGAGCUGUUUGCAGAUGCUGGAAUACUUGCAAUUGAGCAUGCUGAUUUUGAUGGUAUUGAGCGCCUGGCCUUGGUGACCGGUGGUGAGAUUGCAUCAACAUUUGACAAUCCAGAGUCAGUUAAGCUUGGACACUGCAAGCUCAUUGAGGAAAUUAUGAUUGGCAAGGACAAGCUGAUUCACUUUUCUGGUGUUGAAAUGGGUCAGGCAUGUACAAUCGUAUUGCGAGGUGCAAGCCAUCAUGUGCUGGAUGAGGCUGAGAGAUCUUUGCAUGAUGCCUUGUGCGUACUAUCUCAGACAAUAAAUGAUAGUAGGGUUAUACUUGGAGGGGGAUGGCCUGAGAUGGUCAUGGCAAAGGAGGUCGAUGAGCUGGCUCAUAAGACUCCUGGGAAGAAGUCCCAUGCUAUUGAAGCUUUUUCGAGGGCACUUUUGGCCAUUCCAACAAUCAUUGCAGAUAAUGCCGGGCUGGAUAGUGCUGAGCUGAUUUCUCAGCUUCGUGCAGAGCACCACAAGGAAGGAUGCACUGCAGGGAUUGAUGUCAUCUUCGGUUCUGUGGGAGAUAUGGUGGAACUGGGGAUCUCUGAGUCAUUUAAAGUAAAGCAGGCCAUACUGCUCUCUGCAACUGAGGCCACUGAGAUGAUUUUGAGGGUUGAUGAAAUCAUUACUUGUGCUCCACGUAAGAGAGAAGAUAGAAUGUGAAGAUGAGUGAAGUUUGUUCGAGAAUCUCUACUAUGUGGCUUAGUUAAUUUCAGUGAUCUUGUGCUGCAUCAACGUGAUAAAGGGCCGAAAAGAAAGAGAUGGCUCACAAUGUCUCUCACUGUGAAGGGGCAGUUGUCCAGUUCGGUGGUAUGAAGUCGCGACGCGUGGCUUUGCUUUUUGCGAUAUCUCAUUCUGUUUAUCUGGAUGUAGGAGAUAGGAGUCGGUUGUUUCAACGAAUUCCAGGCUCUCCUUACGUGGUUUGGGAGCCUACCCAUGAGAAGUGUUUCACUGUAAGAUCAGUUUUGUGUGGUUUGGAGUUUGCCUUUACAAAAA
Rhodamnia argentea is the source of this 2057-nucleotide messenger RNA. RefSeq names its product T-complex protein 1 subunit beta-like. Bases 141 to 1724 code for a protein of 527 amino acids. The transcript has 12 exons. Lineage: Eukaryota; Viridiplantae; Streptophyta; Magnoliopsida; Myrtales; Myrtaceae. Gene Ontology annotation, biological process: protein folding. Gene Ontology annotation, molecular function: ATP binding; ATP hydrolysis activity; ATP-dependent protein folding chaperone. The record is from RefSeq and is a predicted model, not a curated record. Gene Ontology annotation, cellular component: chaperonin-containing T-complex; cytosol.